This is a messenger RNA of Salvia splendens (bonfire salvia), 2471 nucleotides long. RefSeq names its product cation/H(+) antiporter 15. Gene Ontology annotation, cellular component: endomembrane system; membrane. Gene Ontology annotation, biological process: proton transmembrane transport; regulation of pH. The record is from RefSeq and is a predicted model, not a curated record. NCBI's taxonomy places the organism in Eukaryota, Viridiplantae, Streptophyta, Magnoliopsida, Lamiales, Lamiaceae. Gene Ontology annotation, molecular function: antiporter activity. The transcript is spliced from 2 exons. Bases 50 to 2428 code for a protein of 792 amino acids.
AUAGAAACUCAUCCAAAAAGAAGAAAAACAAGAAGAAAAAGACAAAGGCAUGGAUCCCACAAUGGCAGGAAACGUAGCCGAAGGAAACAGAAACAUCGUCUGUCAAUACAAAGACAACGUUGCCACAUUCGGAAUCUUGAUCAGCCGCAAUCCAUUAAACUUCUCCCUUCCCCUCAUCCUCCUCCAGCUUGCCGCCAUCUCCCUAGCCUCAUUGCUCAUCGAAAUCUUCAUCCGCCCCCUCGGCCAGUCCUCCAUCGUCGCGCAAAUCCUCGGCGGCAUUUUGUUCGGACCUUCGGUGCUCGGGCACGAGGGCAUCUUGGGGUCCAUCCUGUUCCCGGCCAGAAGCAUGCUCACGCUCGAGACCGCGGCCGUGUUUGGCAUCAUGUUCUUCCUCUUCGCCAUCGGAGUCCGCACCGACACGAGGAUGAUGGUCAGGCCGGAGAGGCAGGCUGUGGUGCUCGGCUUCUCGGCCAUCUUGGCGACGCUCGUGUUCUCGUUGUGGCUGACAAUCUUCCUCUCCACCCAUGUCGCCAUGGACAAGUCACUAGCCAAGGCCCUCCCCUUCUUCGGGGUCGCCCAGUGCCUCACCGCCUUCGCCAACGUCUCGUGCCUCCUCAUCGAGCUCAAGAUGGCCAGCUCCGACCUCGGCCGCAUCGCUAGCUCCACGGCCAUGUUCACCGACCUCGUCGGGAUGUGCCUCUUCAUCACCAUGGCGGGCGUGCUCCAAUCCGCCUUCGACGUCAAGAAAUCGGUCCAAUCGCUCGGAUCGGCCUUCCUCUUCGUCUGCAUUAUGGUUCUCAUCAUUAGGCCUCAGAUUCUCAAGUUAGUGAAGAAAAUCCCCGCAGGGAAGCCAUUGGGGCAUAACCAUGUCUUCAUCUGUUUCACUUGCAUUCUCAUUGUUGGACUCAUCACUGAGGUGAUCGGGCAGCACUUCAUGCUGGGGCCGCUCGUGCUCGGCUUCAUCACCCCGGACGGGCCGCCUUUAGGCGCCCCGAUGAUCUCGAAGCUCGACCUCCCUAUCGGGAAGUUCCUCUACCCGACCUUCCUGACCACAAGUGGCAUCAAGACAAACAUCUUCACCAUCAAUCUCCGGAGCUUUGCAAUCUUGGCAUUUGUCAUCACUUCCUGCUGCAUCACUAAAAUUUUGGCCAUUAUGAUCGCCUCCAGAUUCUGUAACAUCGGGCUACAAGACUCCGUCGUCGUCGGCCUUGUAUUGAACGCGAGGGGCAUCUCCGAGCUCCUCAUGUUCAAUCUAUGGCGCGACGGCGGGAUCCUUACGGAUCAGGAGUUCGCCCUCAGCGUGAUCUCCGUCGUCGGCGUGAUGGCGGUGAUCACGCCGCUGAUCCGGCUUCUCUACGACCCGACCCGGCGGAUCAUGCCCACGAAGCGGAGGACUAUCCAGCACUCGAAGCACGAGGCCGGGCUGCGGAUCUUGCUCUGCAUCCACAACCAGGAUAACGUGCCGACGAUGGUCAACCUCCUCGAAGCUUCCAACGCGACCGAGAUGAGCCCGAUAGGGGUUGUCGCGGUGGUCCUCGAGGAGGUCGUGGGCCGGAUCACCGGCAUGCUGGUCUCGCACCAGACGACACGGUCGCUCGACCCGAACAGCGUGAGGUCGAACCAGAUCGUGAGCGCGCUCCGCCAGUACGAGCUCUACAACCAGACGUGCGUGACCAUCCAGCCCUUCAGCGUCGUGUCGCCGCUGCAGACGGUGCACGACGACAUCUUCCGGGUGGCAAUCGACGAGAGCGCGACGGUGAUCAUCCUCCCCUUCCACAAGCACUGGGAGAUCGACGGAUCCAUCGGGUCCAUCAACAAGUGCGUGCAGAGCAUGAACGUGAAGGUGCUCGAGCACGCCCCCUGCUCUGUGGGGAUCCUCGUCGACCGAGGGAUCCUCACGGGGCAGCUGUCCGUCCUCAGCAGCCAGUUCGUGUACCGUGUGGCGGUCAUCUACAUCGGCGGGGCCGACGAUGCCGAGUCGCUCUGCUACGGGGCCAGGAUCGCGGGGCACGACAACGCGACGCUGACCGUGAUCCGGUACCUCCUCUACGGCUGCGAUUCGGCGCGCGAGCGGAAGCACGACAACUCCCUGAUCGACGAGGUGAGGCAUCAAAACAUCGAGAACCAAAACUUCGUUUAUCAGGAGCAGGUGGUGAAGGAUGGGGUGGGGCUGGCCUCAUCCCUCAGGGCGAUUGAGAACUGCUUUGACUUGUUGAUUGUGGGGAGGAACCACCAGUCCCAGAUACUGCUGGGCCUCGGGGAGUGGAGCGAGUGCCCCGAGCUCGGCGUUGUCGGGGACAUACUUGCGGCGCCGGACUUCGGGAGCACAGCAUCUGUGCUGGUGCUGCAGCAGCAGAGGAUGAGAGGGGGAAAGCUCAUUAAUCGGGUGAUGAAGCAAGGAAAGGAUUCCAUACAUGGAUAUUACUAGUUUUAUUAUCUCUUUUUGUACAUACUUUUGUAGAAAAUCAAAA